Molecule: messenger RNA, 1155 nt
Organism: Vigna angularis (adzuki bean)
Lineage: Eukaryota; Viridiplantae; Streptophyta; Magnoliopsida; Fabales; Fabaceae
Product: probable protein S-acyltransferase 3
Exons: 2
Coding region: 381-740 (119 amino acids)
Source: RefSeq, a predicted model, not a curated record
GAAAGAGAAGAAAAUAAUAAGAGAAGGAAAGAAAAAGUAAGAAACUUCGAGGGAGGAAUUGAUUAGAAAAGGAUCAUCGAGAUUGUCAUCUUCCAACGAUCCCUUCAACCCCACAAAUUUUCUUGUUUUGAUUUGGUGUCACAGCUUGAUUCUCAAUUGCUGCCAUUCCAAACAUCUCUUUGUUCUCUCUCUCUCUCUCUCUCUCUCUCUCUCUCUCUCUCUCUCUCUCUCUCUCUUUUUCUAUCUCUCUCUUUUUCUCUCUUCUCUUUUUCUCUCUUUCAUCUGCCUUGUCUCUUUCCUCUGCGACUCGUAAGGAAAGCCAGAACAUUUUGGAUUUUUAAGAGGAUUUUUGUUUCUGAGUCGGGACUUGAAUUGGGUUUAUGGGUUUUAUCAAGGCAUUAGGGUGCAAUUUUGAUUGCACACGAGGUGUUGCUGCCAUGGCUGGAAACAGAAAUCCAGAAAUGGGGGUUUCUCCUAGUAAUGUGGGUCAGCAACAAAAGAGGGUCUAUCAAGGUUGGAGGAAAGGCAACAAGUUUUUAUUUGGUGUGAGGAUGAUAUUUGGUCCAGAUAUAGCUUCCCUGCUUCUUACAACAUUCCUGAUUGCUGCACCUGCAAUUGCAUUUUGUGUAAAAAUAUAUCUUCAAAUCAAGAAGAAUGAUGACUUUUCUCAUGACUUUUGGUUUCCUGUAGUGGUUGUGGGUGCAGUUCUCACUGUUUUGGUAAAUACCAUUGGCAUUUAAUUCCCGAAGAGUUUACAUAAACUAGUUGUCAUCUUAUGCAUCUUUCUACCAUUUUCUCUUGUGUAUUGUCUUUUUUCAGCUACAGAAUGGUAAUACAACUUUUUAAUAUGCAUAGUUGCCCAACAACCCAUGCAGGAUUUAAUUUUCCUCCUCAUAACAAAUGUGAGAGAUCCUGGAAUUGUCCCUAGAAAUUCAAGACCUCUUGAAUUUGACGAUACAUUUGAUAUACCUACCUCUUCCAUGGAAUCGAUUAAUCUCACAACCCCUCAUCUGAAACUAGCUCCAACAAAAGAUGUUGUUAAUGGUCACAUAGAGAAAGUAGAGUUUUGUGAUACGUGCUUGCUUUAUAGACCUCUUAGUACUACUCAUUGUUCUAUAUGCAACAAUUGUAUCGAGGGAUAUGAUCAUCAUUGUG